GUGUUGAACAAUGAAUAAAAUAAGAGUUGAAAAGUUGACCGUACAUUUGAUUUUAGCACUUGCAUCGAAAAGCAUUAAUAAUAUGUAGAUGCCUUGAUUUUCAUCUUGUAAAGCUUGUUUCAAUCUGGAAAUAGUUUUAUUAGAAGCCAAAAGUAGCAUUUAAUUCAGAAUGAAUGAUGCAGAGUGAUGGGUGAACUUCAUCUUAAUUCCUGACUUCUAAUUUUUGAGGAUUAUAAAUUCUGAGAAUUAGCAAUAUUGGAGAACUAACCAUCAUUUCUGAACCAAUGAGUGUUAAUCAAGAAAAUUUUACUUCUUAAUAUGUUUCAUUGAUAAGUUGGGCUCAAAACCCUUCCUCGUACUUCCAGCUCAGGCUGACAAAAAGAAAUAGUCAGUGUUUAAAGGGAAAUAGAACUAAGUGCUAAAUUAGUGAGUAAAAGAGAGGGAUUGAUAUAAAAGUUCAGAACCUCAGAAAUCUAAUCCAAAAAAGAGCUAAAAUGCUUAAAACACCUCCAGAUACAGUUUAUUUUUGCAUACUUCUUCUAAAUUUACCCAUGCAUGCUCUCGGUUCCCCAAAUCUUAUUUUCAGAAGUAAUAUUUAUUAUUGUGUUGCCUCAUGCUCAAGUUAAGUUAAAUUAAAUAGAAGCUUGGUUACUACAAAAUUUGAGAAAUUAGUUUCCAUAAGUAAAUGGCUGGUUGUGAAGAAAGUUAAAAAUAUCAGAAAAAUAGUACCUUAAAAGCCCCCUUCUACCACCCAUCCCCCUUCAAAUUCCCUUCUCUCUACUCACGCCCUACACCAGUGCCAACCCCUCUUCCUUCCCACCAACCACAUAUUUCAGCACUAUAAACUAAAAUUGGUCUUCCUUAACAAAUCACAAGACAGAUGGCAUCCUUCAGCCAGUUUAAUUCUGAUUUCGACUACUUUUUGUUCGAGACUUAUCUUCUUGCCAUGAAGGAGUUUAUAGGCACGAAAGAGAAUGAUUGUAAAGAGUUUAUGGCGUGUGAAGUGUUUAGACUGGGUUUUGAGGUACUAUAG
Moneuplotes crassus is the source of this 1033-nucleotide messenger RNA. The record is from the annotation of a GenBank genome assembly. NCBI's taxonomy places the organism in Eukaryota, Ciliophora, Spirotrichea, Euplotida, Euplotidae.